Condylura cristata (star-nosed mole) is the source of this 4288-nucleotide messenger RNA. RefSeq names its product zinc finger protein 470-like. Gene Ontology annotation, molecular function: DNA-binding transcription factor activity, RNA polymerase II-specific; RNA polymerase II cis-regulatory region sequence-specific DNA binding. Gene Ontology annotation, biological process: regulation of transcription by RNA polymerase II. Bases 1077 to 3158 code for a protein of 693 amino acids. The record is from RefSeq and is a predicted model, not a curated record. The transcript is spliced from 5 exons. Lineage: Eukaryota; Metazoa; Chordata; Mammalia; Eulipotyphla; Talpidae.
CCCCGCCGUAGCCGCACGGCCGCCCCGCGUCCGCAGCCCUCCAGCGGUGAGCCGGACCUCGCUCGUGUCUGGCCUUAGGAGUCGGGUCUUCGCGGCAGAUUGCUUUUAAGGGUGAAGUUUGAGGGUGAAUUCACUCCUCCUGCAAAACUUGGCUCACGAGCCUUUCAGCGGGCUCACCCUCGUUCUUAAAAAGAACUGGGAGCCGGACGACUGAGGAAGGGCAGCUCUGAGUAAACCGAGGCCUGGGACCGGCUCGAAGGGGCACGCCUGUAGGUGAGCAGCAGCGCCGAAGGCAGCCGUGGCGCGACAGCAGGCAGCUUCUGGAGACACGGGUGGGCGGGCCCCGGGAGCAAAAGGACCCAGACAGGGCAGGUGUGUGCGCAGCCCACCUGGACGUCUCCUAGACCUGGGUGGUUCCGGUCCCGGCGACGGGUGAGCUCCAGGAAGGCUCAGGGGGCCCCCGAGCCCCCGUCCGAGCUUCGGCUCAGAAAGCCGAUCCCUGGCCAGGACCCCCACGCAGCCUCACGUGGCCUGUGACCUGGGUUUGAAAUGUGAAGUGGGUGGACAGGGCACCAGUGACAUUUUCUGACAACACAAAGGACGGAAAUUGACGUUUCAGCGCAGGCAGAAAAGCUGCUCCGGCUCCCGGCCGGACGCGUCAGGUCGCGCAGCCCUGGCGCCAGGGCAGAGCCGCAUGGCCCCCGGCAGCCACUGGCCCGCAGGGCUUCGGCUCGCGUGGGGCAGGUGGCAGUCUGAGCUCUCACUGGGGCGCAGGAGGUGCUGGGUCUUCCUGCAAGCUCGCCUCAGACGCGGCAGCCCCGUGAGCUGUGUCAGCGGUGACGGAGACGCUGAACUGUACCGAACAGCUUGCAGCGCCAUGCCCGGAGGCCCCGUGGGCACACCGCGCCGUAGCGCGCGUCCCUGGCCGCCCGGCAGCUUCCCCUGGGACCUGUUCGCCACGCAGAGCAACCGGAGACGCGGGUGGCGCCUCACGAGCAGCUCUGCCCUCGGGAUCAGACCUCCAAGUGAGGAGCCGGGAAGAGGAGGUGGUGGCACGAACCGAACCCCUAAAAGCCAUGCCCCCGGACACAGUGACGUUCAAGGAUGUGGCCGUAGACUUCUCCCAGGAGGAGUGGGGAUGGCUGAGUCUUGCUCAGAGAACUUUGUAUAGGAAGGUGAUGCUGGAGAACUACAGGAACCUGGCCUCAGUGGGUCUUUGCGUUUCUCGGCCAGAGGUGAUCUCCUUACUGGAGCAAGGGAGAGAGCCCUGGGUGGUGGAAGGGAAGGUGUGCCCAGACUUGCAGGCUGUGCAGCUGUCCAAAGAAUUUAUUCCAAAACAGGACUUCUGUGAAGAGAAAUUAUCCCAGGCCAUGAUCGUGAAAAGACUUGGAAGCUAUGACCGCGAGUGUUCUGCACUAGCGGAACACUGCAUUUUUGAGGCCCUGUCUGAGAGGGAGCUGGUUAGCCAGCAGGCACGUCUGAGGCGAGAAACAGCCGCUCCUGUCGCUACCCGGACUGCGAAGCUGGACAGCUCCAGCAAGCCUGGAGGAGGUUUUCACCUGAAUACGUCAUCGUAUAUACAACAGGCAUUGCCCAUGGGAGUGAGUGUAUAUAACGUUGACACAGACAUGAAAAGCUUAAAAACGCAUUCCUUUGUCAAGAAGCCCAAGCAUGUGUACGGAGAAAAGAAACUUUUGAAAUGUAAUGACUGUGAUAAAACAUUCAGCAAGAUUUCAACCCUUACUCUUCAUCAAAGAGUUCACACUGGAGAGAAACCAUACGAAUGUGUUGAGUGUGGGAAGGCCUUUAGCCAGAGGGCCCACCUUGCCCAACACCAGAGAAUUCACACAGGAGAAAAGCCUUUUGGAUGUACUGAAUGUGGGAAAGCCUUCAACCAGAAUGCUCACCUUAUUCAACACCAGCGAGUUCACACUGGAGAAAAGCCCUACCAGUGUAAGCAGUGUAAGAAGGCCUUCAGCCAGCUCGCACACCUUGCUCAGCACCAGAGAGUGCACACUGGAGAGAAACCCUAUGAGUGUAUUGAAUGUGGGAAGGCCUUUAGUGAUUGUUCAUCCCUGGCUCACCACCGAAGAAUUCACAGCGGGAAAAGGCCCUAUGAAUGCAUUGACUGUGGGAAAGCUUUCAGGCAGAUUGCAUCUCUGAUACGUCACCGGAGGUACUAUCACACUGGAGAGAAGCCCUUUGAUUGUAUUGAUUGUGGGAAGGCUUUCACUGACCACAUAGGGCUUAUUCAGCAUAAGCGAAUUCAUACCGGAGAGAGACCUUACAAGUGUGAAGUGUGUGGGAAGGCUUUUAGUCACGGCUCAUCCCUGACCGUCCAUCAGAGAAUCCAUACAGGGGAGAAGCCUUACGAAUGUACUGUCUGUAAGAAGGCCUUCAGCCACCGUGGCUCCCUUACUCUUCAUCAAAGAGUGCACACUGGAGAGAAACCCUACGAAUGUAAGGAGUGUGGAAAAGCGUUUCGACAGAGCCCGCACCUUGCCCAUCAUCAAAGAAUCCAUACUGGGGAGAAACCUUAUGAGUGUAAGGAGUGCAACAAAACCUUCAGCCAGAAUGCACACCUCGCCCAGCAUCAGAAAGUCCACACUGGAAAGAAACCUUACAAGUGUAAGGAAUGUGGGAAGGCCUUCAGUCAAAUUGCGCACCUUGUUCAACACCAGAGGGUCCAUACAGGUGAGAAGCCUUAUGAAUGUCUUGAGUGUGGGAAGGCCUUCAGUGACGGUUCAUACCUAGUUCACCACCAGAGACUCCAUACCGGGAAAAGGCCAUAUGAAUGUCUGGAAUGCGGAAAGGCAUUUAGACAGAGGGCCUCCCUCAUUUGUCACCAGAGGUGUCACACAGGUGAGAAACCCUACGAAUGUAAUGUUUGCGGGAAAGCCUUUAGCCAUCGUAAAUCCCUUACUCUACAUCAAAGAAUUCAUACUGGGGAAAAACCAUAUGAAUGCAAGGAGUGUAGCAAAGCCUUCAGCCAGAUUGCCCAUCUGACACUGCAUAAGAGAAUUCAUACUGGAGAGAGGCCCUACGAGUGCAGACAGUGUGGAAAAGCCUUCAGGCAGAGUGUACAUCUUGCUCAUCACCAGCGAAUCCAUUCUGGAGAGUCGCCCUUAAUGAGCCUUCCUCCACCGCCAGACCACUAAGUCCUGUAGACUCGGGACUCCUAACAGGCCUCUAGGUCCUUCUAGUCCAGUUCCCGUUAUAGUCCAGUUCAUCACUAUCUCAUUUAGAUGUUAUGGCAGUAUUGUAAUAAUUGUACCUCUUGCUCUUCUUAAGUGUAUUUUUAACACUAGCUAGCUUAAUCUUUUAAAAAUAAAACUAUAUUCACAUUACUUGCCCAUUUAAAACUCUUGGUUUGAAGAAUGCGUUAAAUGUCUCACUUAAAAGAGUUUAACACCAAUCCUUAGCAUAUAUUUUGUGCCAAUAAGUGAAAGGUACAUACAUCUGCAAAUAAAAUGAACCAGUAAGUCACAACUAAGAAUCCUACAGUGGUGUAGCUGACGGGCUUUCUUACUUUCCUACUACGUAGGAAAGGAACACACUGGGAAUUGACAGGUUGUGUCAUGUACGAAGGUAUCCUGGUGACUUAGUGCUCUGUAGGAUCCACAGACAUGUAGUUUAGUAGUGAAAGCAAUUGAUGAGGACAAAAGCAUUUGGUAGAAUGUGGGACUAAACAAGGGAUAAUAUUAAAAACAAACAGAUUAAGCUAGGUAACUAGUAGAUUUGUAAACAUGAAAAAUUUGCAGAACGUCAUUAAUACACACUUUCAUGUAUAAGAACGCACCAUAGACAAUGUCUGUGGUACUCACAUUGUUCUAGAGCAUGAAAUAGAGUAAAACGUAACCCUCUUGUUUCACAAAACUGCUAAGACAAUUCCAGACUGCAGGAAAAUUGCAGUUAGCUUAUGAAUGUACAUUAAUACUAAAAAAAUGGAAUCAAUGGAAAGUUAGCUGUGUCUUUGUAUAGAAAGAUUCAGUGUGGUAAAGAUCAGUCUCCCCCAAAAUGUAAGGCACAAAAUGGCAGUAUGCUUAGUGGGUAAGAUGUUCUGACCAUGCAGAGCUGUGGCGCGACACGGAACUGUAGUGCCGCCGGGGUGUUCAGUUAACAGUCACAGUGUUUGUAACGUGCUGGGCAGUUUUAGACGCGAGGGAUAAAACAGGAUGUCGAGUGAACAAAAGCUUUUGCUCCCGCAGAUACUGUGGGAGAACCUGCAAACUUGAGCGGGAUGCUGUGUAACCUGAAGAGCAAGCUUGGGAGCGGUCGGGAUGAGCUG